UCAAAACAUUGAAAAUGUAUCAAUGCCUCUCAGGAUUGGAGUUUGACUCCUUUGUAAGUCUUCAUCCACACAGCGUCUUCGAAACUUCCCGAGCGUCCCCAGAAUUGUCUCGGUCAGAGCUGAGUGCCGCUCUCUGUAAUCUCAUCAAUUUCUUCGGCUCCAUCUUGCUGUUCCGCGUCUGAGAAUUCUCUGCUAUUUCUCAGAUAAACGUGUUUGCUUCUCGCGGAGAAACCGAUGGAUGUCCGAGGUUCUUCAACUUUAAACCUUUUCUUUUGCCUUUAGCUUGUUCACAUCUAUGUUAUAGAUAUAUCCUAGUCUUUGAUAUGGUUUGGGUAGUUCAGUGUUUAUUUGUUCUGGGAUUCGGCAUAUUAGUUUGAUACUAUAAAUAGUUAUGGAUCCUAAUUUUUCUGGGUUGCCUGAUUCCAUAAACAUUGUCUUGGUAGCUGAUGACCAUGCCUUUUCACCCAAUUCCAAGCAAUACCCAGAUCUUUUAAACGAGUACACAUUCAAUUUGCCCUCCCCUGAUUUUAGCUUCCUUGAAAGUUCAUGUUCAUCGCUUCCACCUGACAUGGGCUACACUGAUUUCGCACCGCCGAUAACUGUGGCCCCAGCAGCAGAGCCAUAUGCUACGUCCGCUGGCUAUGACAUGAGCACACCGUCUGUGGGUACGAGUCCGGGGGUAGACUUGUCCUCGGACGACACUGAGUUCUCGGAAACGGUUCUCAAGUACAUAGGCCAGAUACUUAUGGAAGAGAACAUAGAGGACAAGCCCAGCCUGUUUUACGACCCUUUGGGUCUCCAAGUCACUGAGAAAUCCUUCUAUGAUGCUCUCGGUCAGAAAUACCCUUCUUCCCUCAAUUUGCAGCCCAGCAAUGGAUCACAGUUUUUAGCCAAUCAGUCGAACAGCGUGACUAACAUCGGUGAUGGCAUGGAGCUUUUGGCUCAGAACAUUUUUAUUGAUAAUGAAUCUGUGUUGCAAUUUAGGAGAGGGUUAGAGGAAGCUACUAAGUUCCUUCCUAGGGGUAAUCAGUUGGUUGUUGGUUUGGGGACUAGCAUGGUAUCACCCGACUGGAAGGGAGAAGAUCAAAAGGUGGAAAUCAAGGGGGAGAAGGGUAGAGAGAAUUCACCAGAUGGGUUGAGCGUAAGGAAGAAUCAUGAGAGGGAAGAUGUAGAGGUAGAAGAAGGGAAGAGUAAUAAGAAGUCUGCGGUUUAUGUGGAAGAGAGUGAAUUGACAGAAAUGUUUGAGAAGUUGUUCGUUUCCACCGAAGCUAUUUUUCUGCCACACGAUAACAAUAACAAUGAAACUGUGCAGAAUGAAGCAAGCAAGGCCUCACAGCCAAAUGCGCAGCCGCAAGGAGUUAGUGGUGGGAAGAGCCGUGCUAAGAAACAGGACAAAAAGAAGGAAACGGUUGAUUUGAGUACUCUUUUGAUUCAAUGUGCGCAAGCUGUAUCAACAUGUGACAUUAGAACUGCAAAUGAGUUACUGAAGCAGAUUAGACAGCACUGUUCUCCUUAUGGUGAUGGGUCUCAGAGGUUGGCCCAUUUCUUUGCUAAUGGCCUCGAGGCACGCUUGGCUGGCACUGGCACUGGAACUCAAAUUUUUUAUAGUUCCUUAAUUUCCAAAAGGAUCUCAGCUUUUGAAAUGUUGAAAGCUUACAAUGUUUCUCUUUCAGCCAUCCCUUUCAAGAGGAUCUCACUAUUCUUUGCUAACAAAAUGAUUAAUAAAGUAGCAGAGAAAGCAACACGUCUUCAUAUUAUAGACUUUGGUGUCGAAUAUGGUUUCCAUUGGCCACUUCUGAUCCAUAUGCUUUCAAAAAGAGUUGGAGGACCUCCCAAGCUACGUAUUACAGGGAUAGAAAUUCCACAACCCGGAUUCCGUCCGACUGAGAGUAUUGAGGAGACUGGUCGUCGCUUGGCUAAGUAUUGUGAGCGGUUUGAUGUUCCUUUUGAGUACCAUGCUCUAGCAUCACAGAACUGGGAGACUAUCCAAAUUGAGGACCUCAAGAUUGAUAGGAAUGAGGUGCUUGUUGUGAACUGUUGGUACCGGUUUAAGAACGUACUUGAUGAGACAGUUGAAGAGACAGUUGAAGAGACCAGUCCACGGGAUGCCAUUUUGAAUUUAAUCAGGAGGAUAAAUCCCAAUAUAUUUGUUCAUUCUAUUAUUAAUGGAUCCUACGGUUCCCCCUUCUUUGUCACACGGUUCCGAGAAGCACUCUACCACUUCUCUGCAUUGUAUGACAUAUUUGAUGUUACUUUACCCCGUGUCCGUGAGAACCAAGAGAGGUUGAUGUUUGAGAGAGAGGUCCUUGGGAGGGAGGCUAUGAAUGUUUUAGCAUGUGAGGGCUUACAAAGGGUUGAGAGGCCCGAGACUUACAAGCAGUGGCAGGUCCGGACUAUAAGGGCUGGCUUCAGGCAGCUCCCAUUGGACCGAGAGGUGAUGACCUUGUUCAAGUCUAAGAUGAUGAAAUGCUACCACAAAGAUUUUGUACUUGAUGAAGACAACCACUGGAUGCUUCAGGGAUGGAAGGGCCGAAUUGUCUAUGCUUCCUCUUGUUGGGUGCCAAAUUAGGAUAUUUGUGGAAACUCAUAAUUGUGGGCAGGGCCGGCAAGGAUACCUUAGGUACUGCACAAACUAUUGUUCUUGUUCAAUUUUCAAUGUUUUUUUUCUCUUUUGUACAUGCAGGUAUACUAUAAACGUAUCUAUGUAUGCCAUCAUCUUGAACUUUCUACAGGCGUUUUUAUAAAUGGUUUUUGAAGGUGCUGUAAUGACCCUAAAACUGUCUACUGACUUGCUUGUUGGGACUUUUGUAGUAAAAUCUGUUUGAUAUUUAGAUGAAUUUCCAUAUUGCUGGAUGUAAUGGGAGGGAUUUGCCCUUCUUCUUUGUAUAUUUUCCACGAGCUUGAAGUUGUGUGUUUGUUUUAUCAGGUGUACUCAAAGUAGGUAAAAGUUCAUAAUUGCAUGAUAUUGCGGUUCUCUU
Corylus avellana is the source of this 2978-nucleotide messenger RNA. NCBI's taxonomy places the organism in Eukaryota, Viridiplantae, Streptophyta, Magnoliopsida, Fagales, Betulaceae. The record is from RefSeq and is a predicted model, not a curated record.